Messenger RNA from Baudoinia panamericana UAMH 10762, 1902 nucleotides. RefSeq lists its product as uncharacterized. Gene Ontology annotation, biological process: peptidyl-lysine monomethylation. The coding region runs from base 1 to 1902 and encodes 633 amino acids. The record is from RefSeq and is a predicted model, not a curated record. Gene Ontology annotation, molecular function: protein-lysine N-methyltransferase activity. The transcript is spliced from 3 exons. NCBI's taxonomy places the organism in Eukaryota, Fungi, Ascomycota, Dothideomycetes, Mycosphaerellales, Teratosphaeriaceae. Gene Ontology annotation, cellular component: nucleus.
AUGUCGGCGAUAGCAAGAGGCACGGCGUUAGAGCAGUGGUUCAAGGCCAAUGGAGGCCACCUUCAUCCUUCCAUAAGGCUAGACUACAACGAGCAGUCAGGCUUCCUUUGGCGAGCCCGAGAGCCGAUACCACCUCAGGAAAUAGCAUCAAGCGUUCCCUACAGCCUCUCCCUAUCUUACAUCAACGCUCUGGUGGACGAUGCUUAUCCCGUCUUCAAGCAGCGACGGACCGACUUCACCAUUGAAGCCAUCGGCUUCUUCUACUUGAUGACACAGUAUCUCAACAAGGAGCAGUCGUUUUGGAAGCCUUACCUUGACGUUCUGCCUUCGCCCAGCGAGUUCUCCACUCCACUUUGGUUCGAUGCGCCGGCAGACCUAGCCUGGCUCGAUGGCACCGACGUUCUUCACACUAUGCUCGCUCGCAGAGAAGUCUAUGCACAGUACUACCAGAGCGGUCUCAAGGUGUUGAGUGAAAGUGGCAUUGACGUGACGCUGUACACAUGGGACCUCUUCCGUUGGGCCAUCACAACCUUCACCUCCCGCUCCUUCACCUCACGUGUUCUCCUACCGCAAAACCGCAAGUACUGGCCUGUCCACAGAACCAGCACCAAUGGGCGGAGACAGACUGUCUUGCUAGACAUGUCUCACUCGCCCGCCGAGGACCUGGACUUUUCCGUCCUGUUUCCAGGUCUAGAUUCGGGUAAUCACGACCCCAAUGCUCAAGUAGACUGGUCAUUUGAUGCGAACCAAUUCAGCAUAGCGCUCGUUCAGCCUAUCGAAGCCGGAGCGGAAGUUUGUAACAAUUACGGACCGAAAGCGAACGACGAGUUGCUGAUGGGUUAUGGGUUCUGCAUCCCGAACAAUCCGCGUGACGAGGUUUUGCUUACGCUCAAAGCGCCGCCAGAAGCACUUCAGGUGGAACUAAAGCGCAUACAUCCAGGCUAUUUCACUUCGAGUGGACAAUGGAGCGGCGAGAAGGCUACCUUUCGCCUUCAGUCUCCGCGCGCCUACUCUCAGGAAAGCGUUGGUCAUGUCAUCCAACAACUCCCGCGAGGCCUUCUAGAGCUCCUCUACUGCAUCCUCCGCCAUGAGCGCGGUCUCCCCAUCAUUGGCUCUGAGGAGUCGAUUAAAGAAUUUACAGACGCACCCGAUGGUGAGAGGUACUUCCCACACAUCGCCCGAAUGAUCGUGCAGUCCCUCGUUCCUAAGCUGCAACGUCUGGACGCCGUAGCUUUACCCGAGAAGCCAGCGAACAACCGACAGCGACAGGCGAGCAUCUACCGCGAGAGCCAGAGGGAGAUCCUACAGACUGUCAUCGAAGCACUGCGAAUUUCCACUCGAUCGCUGCUGAAGACGCCAGAGGAGCCUGGAUCACGCCUUGUAACGUUUGAAGGGCUCAUUGAGCUAUGGAGUGCGCGUAACGGAAGCGAAGUGGUUACGCCGUUUAUUGCAGGUGUGCAAGCAAUAACUGGUACAGCGGAUGCAGAGACGCUGCGCGAGGCGGGCUGGGAGGACGAUCUUUUUGUGCUGCUGAUGUGCUACAUAUACCGGGCUGCGACGGCGUACAUCUCCUCCACGGGAUCUGGUGAAUCAGACUACGGAUGGUUCUUUGAUGCGUUGCCCGAGUACAUCGACGCGAGAGCCUCUCCCAAGCCUUCGGGCACGGACGAACAAGAGCGUUUGGAGCGAGCAGAAGCUCUCAUGCCGUUGAUCGCGCAAGCUGCCAAUGGUAAUUACGCCGCCGACAGCUUUUGGGAGAGCUCAGACUGGAAGGCGGAGUGGGUGGCGGAAGUGGGUGGGAAGAUGCUGCAAUAUGAGAGCAUGACGAUGAUGGUUCCUCGCCAAGAUGGCGGUGUUGAGGAAGCAAGAACAGUGGUGUACCUCCAUUCCAAUGAGUCUUAG